CAUCAUUUAGCUCCUAUUUGUAGAAAAAAUAAUUAAUUUUUAUAUUUUAUUUUAUUUUAUCUUAUUCCUUGGAAAUCACUUGGGUCUCUACCAAAGCCAGCUGAACUUCUUGUGAAACUGAUCUAGGCAAAUGAGGAAGCUGUCAGCAGAUCUUUGAAUACUGAAGCCUCAGUUCAUUCAUCUGUCGCAGUUGUGGAGUGGUUUUCAAAAUGAGAUGGUUUUACUCAGUGUUCUGAGCAAUAUACUUGCUAGUCUGGAACCAUUUACAAGGGGUCACAGAGAACUAUUAACAGAUAUGAUCCUGACUCCAUUCUUAGAUGGAGCCAUCAUUGAAUCAGAUGAACAAAGAAUUCAAAAUCAAAGGGAGAGAAAAUUAAUCCCAGUGAUUUUAAAGAUUUGGAUUGGUUGUUUCCAGAUACAACAAAGCAUUUUUAAAAAAUUACCACUGCAAUAUAGGGAUUACUGUGCUUGGGCUUUAGCAAAGUUUGACAGAUUACUGUUACCUAGCAACCCUGAUAUUGGUGUACUUAGAUACAAAGAUUGUUAUUAUGGAUUCAGAAAUAAACAAGCAGCAACAGAAUUUCCCCAAAAACCAGAUGGAUUUAUUUGUCUGGUAGCUGAUGGUGCCAAAAGAAAUCCAGAAUUAAUACAGCUAUUAGAACUUCAUACACAAUUUGCCAGUAUAACAUGA
Messenger RNA from Mytilus trossulus (common blue mussel), 691 nucleotides. Its product is annotated as cilia- and flagella-associated protein 206-like. Gene Ontology annotation, biological process: regulation of cilium beat frequency. The transcript is spliced from 6 exons. Gene Ontology annotation, cellular component: axoneme; ciliary basal body. Lineage: Eukaryota; Metazoa; Mollusca; Bivalvia; Mytilida; Mytilidae. The record is from RefSeq and is a predicted model, not a curated record. Bases 215 to 691 code for a protein of 158 amino acids.